GCUCGUCACAAACAAACAUGGCGUCGUGCUGCGCCGUCGCGGCUUCCCUGGUCGUGUUUGUAACGAUUUCGUCCGUUUUAAUCUCUUUCUGUGCCUCCGGUUCGUGCGCGACGUGUCCGGCCGCGUGUCUGGCCGCCGUGACCGGGCUGGUGACGCUGUGGUUGCGGCGGCGGGACGCCGGCACCGACCGGCGGGUGUGCGUGCUGGUGCUCGGGGAUUUGGGUCGCAGUCCCCGGAUGCAGUACCACGCGCUGUCCCUCAGCAAACACGGACACCACGUGACGUAUGUCGGGUUUCUAGAUACAAAACCUCAUCAAGACGUUCUGAGAGAAGAGAAAAUAAAAAUAGAGGCAAUAACGGAAGUGAAGGGAGUUCAAUUUGGCCCAAAGAUCUUCUCCUACGUGACGAAGGUGAUCCUUCAGAGUCUGCAGCUCCUCCAUGUUCUGCUGAAGAUGGAGACACAGUCUCACAUACUGAUGCAGAAUCCUCCUGGGCUGCCCGGCAUCGCCGUGGCGUGGCUCGUGUGCGUCCUGCGCGGCAGCCGCUUCGUCAUCGACUGGCACAACUACGGCUUCACCGUCAUGGCGCUGAGCCUCGGGCGCACGCACCCGCUGGUCCGGCUGGCCGAGUGGUACGAGCGCUUCUUCGGCCCUCUGGCCGCUCGCCACCUGUGCGUUACCACGGCGAUGAAGGAGGACUUGCAGAACAACUGGGGCAUCAGGGCGACCACGCUGUACGACCGGCCGGCCGCCGCCUUCAGAGAGACGCCGCUGCAGCUGCAGCACGAGCUCUUUGUCCGGCUGGCCGCCACUCAUCCUCAGUUCCGGAGCAGCGGGUCGGAGGAGGAGAAUAAGAAGGAGGAGAGGACGGUUUUCUCUGUCUGUGACCUCUCUGAUGACUCGGUGACCUUGAGGGCGAAGCGACCGGCGCUGCUGCUCAGCAGCACCAGCUGGACGGAGGACGAAGACUUCUCCGUCCUCCUGGAGGCUCUGCAAGAGUACGAUGGUUUCAUCUCCGGAGGAGAAGCUCUGCCGUCUUUAGUCUGUGUGAUCACAGGUAAGGGGCCCCAGAAGGACCACUACAGGAAGCUGAUUGACUCUCUGCAUCUGGAGCACGUGGAGAUCUGCACUCCGUGGCUGGAGGCCGAGGACUACCCCGUGUUAUUGGGUUCAGCAGAUCUGGGUGUGUGUCUCCACAAGUCCACCAGCGGUCUGGAUCUCCCGAUGAAGGUGGUCGACAUGUUCGGCUGCUGCCUGCCCGUCUGCGCCAUCCACUUCAACUGUUUAAGUGAGCUGGUGAAGCACGAGGAGAACGGUCUGGUCUUCAGAGGAUCGGAGGAACUCGCCGAGCAGCUCAAGUCCCUCCUCUCAGAGUUUCCCAGUGCGGCCGGCAGGCUGGGCGCCUUCAGGAGGAACCUCCGCACCAGCAGGGGGCAGUGCUGGGAUGACAACUGGGACCAGAACGUGCUGCCUCUGAUGGCGGCGCGCUGAGGAGCCUUCAACAGGACGCCAGGACUUUCAAAAUAAAAUGCAUCCGCACUUCGUGACAUCGAUGAAAAGACUUCAGAGGAUUCCAGAGUUUUAGACGUGGAGACGAUGAGCUCAUAAACAUUUAUUAUUACAUGAUAACAUCAUUUGUACGCACUUUAAAUCCUCCUCCACUCAACUUGUUGUGUUUAUGAAGAUUAAUAAAUGUUAUUCUACUU
Pseudoliparis swirei is the source of this 1705-nucleotide messenger RNA. It is a transcript of the gene alg1, whose product is annotated as ALG1 chitobiosyldiphosphodolichol beta-mannosyltransferase. Gene Ontology annotation, cellular component: endoplasmic reticulum. Gene Ontology annotation, molecular function: mannosyltransferase activity. Lineage: Eukaryota; Metazoa; Chordata; Actinopteri; Perciformes; Liparidae. Bases 18 to 1490 code for a protein of 490 amino acids. The record is from RefSeq and is a predicted model, not a curated record. The transcript has 13 exons.